AUGGCUCCUGGACUUUUGCCUGCCACCCUUCCUCUGUGUUUGUGUCUGCUGCUGGCAUCUGGCUCUGCCCAGGCAGGCAAGCUGCUAGUGGUGCCCAUGGAUGGCAUCCACUGGUUUACCAUGUGGUCAGUUGUGGAGACACUACUCCACAGAAGACAUGAGGUGGUUGCUGUCAUGCCAAGGGUGAGUUGGCAACUGGGACAGUCAUUGAAUUUUACCAUGAAGACUUAUUUAACUUCUUACACUAUGGAGGAGUUGCAACAUGUGUUCAAAGUUUUCGCUGAGACUCAAAUGAAAAAUCCGGACAAAUGUUUAUUGUCUACAUUAUUUGGUUCAUCCAAUGGUUUUUUUGAACUACAUUUUACCCAUUGUAGGRGUUUGUUUAAUGACAAGAAGUUAGUAGAAUACUUACAGGAGAGCUCUUUUGAUGCAGUGUUUAUGGAUGCUUUUGAUAUGCGAGUGUGGUCUAAUUAUUGCCAAGUAUUUUCACUCCCAUCUGUGGUCUUCACCAGGGGAGUGUUCUGCCAUUACCAUGAAGGAGGUGCUCAGUGCCCCAGUCCUCUGUCCUACAUUCCCAGACUUUAUUUUGUGUACUCAGAUGCCAUGACUUUCAAGGAGAGAGUAGAGAGCCUUAUAAACCACUUGGGGGAGCGUUUAUUUUGCUCAUAUUUUUUGAAAACCACCUUGGAAAGCGCCUCUGAUUUUCUCCAAGCCCCUGUCACACCAUAUGAUCUCUUCAGCCAAGUAACCAUUUGGUUGCUGCGUACUGACUUUGUUUUAGACUAUCCCAGACCUGUGAUGCCCAACAUGAUCUUCAUUGGUGGAAUCAACUGCCACCAGGGGAAGCCACUGGCCAAGGAGGCCCUGCCUGUGCUUUUGCCCUCUGCCCUGGGGUGA
Urocitellus parryii (Arctic ground squirrel) is the source of this 897-nucleotide messenger RNA. The record is from RefSeq and is a predicted model, not a curated record. NCBI's taxonomy places the organism in Eukaryota, Metazoa, Chordata, Mammalia, Rodentia, Sciuridae.